AUGUCCGCCGACGUCCCCGAAUCCAUCCCAACCUCCGCCGACCCUCGCUCCCAGCGUCCCACCAAGCGCCGCGCCCUCUCCCCGACCUCUGCGCAAGCCGCCUCCCUCGACGCGCUCUUCGCCAAGCCCGACCGUGACAUCCGCCUCCCCUCGGACGGCCGCCCGACCAACUCCGGCAGCCGCCCUCCCGAAAUCGUCACCAACGUGCAGGGCUCCUCGGCGGGCGCCGGCUCCGGCGAGUUCCACGUGUACAAGGCGGCGCGCCGCCGCGAGUACGAGCGCCUGCGGGCCAUGGACGCAGAGGUCAAGCGCGAGACGGACCAGGAGGUGUUUCUGAGGGUAAAGACGGAGAGAGAGAAGCGGGACGAGGAGAAGACGAGGAAGAAUAGGGAGCGGAGGGAGAAGAUGAAGGCGCGCAAGGCGAAAAAGGGCAAAGCUGGCGGUGGCGGGGGUGAGGGAGGUGAUGGGACGACGACGAAUGGGCAGGGCAUUAAGCCGGCGCGGGUCGUCGCUGAUCGGGGAGAUGACGAUGAAAUUACGAGCGAAAAUGGCAAUGCGACUGCGGCUGCGUCAGAGCCAGGACUCGUCAUUCACGACGACGAUUAA
Akanthomyces muscarius is the source of this 606-nucleotide messenger RNA. RefSeq lists its product as uncharacterized. NCBI's taxonomy places the organism in Eukaryota, Fungi, Ascomycota, Sordariomycetes, Hypocreales, Cordycipitaceae. The transcript has a single exon. The record is from RefSeq and is a predicted model, not a curated record. Gene Ontology annotation, biological process: negative regulation of protein kinase activity. The coding region runs from base 1 to 606 and encodes 201 amino acids. Gene Ontology annotation, cellular component: nucleolus. Gene Ontology annotation, molecular function: protein kinase binding; double-stranded RNA binding; protein kinase inhibitor activity.